This is a messenger RNA of Dioscorea cayenensis subsp. rotundata (Guinea yam), 1184 nucleotides long. RefSeq lists its product as uncharacterized. The coding region runs from base 1 to 447 and encodes 148 amino acids. Lineage: Eukaryota; Viridiplantae; Streptophyta; Magnoliopsida; Dioscoreales; Dioscoreaceae. The record is from RefSeq and is a predicted model, not a curated record. The transcript has 4 exons.
AUGAGAACUGAACCGUACCGAAUAAAGGUUUGGUAUUCGGUUUUUCCGAAUAAUGCUCACCCCUAUUCACCUCAUCCAAGCAAAGCCUUAGCCAAAAAAUUCUCACUGGCAAAGCUCCACCACCACCCUCCUCCUCGGAGUUCUGGAGUUCCGGUCACCAUCCUCUAUCCCUCGCCGGAGUUUUCUUUCAUUGGCGCAUCUUCUCCGUAUCUCCUCCCUAGACAAGCCCUCUCACCAAAGCCUUUAAAGCGAUCUCAUGUCGGUGUACAUAUUCAACUUGAAGCCAUUCUUAUUAUGGAUCUUUAUUCCUUGAAAACAGUUUGUGAUGUAAUGAUGUCAACCACAAAAGGCAGGAGCAUGCGGAGCAAGGUGGAGAAAAGAAUGCGUAGAGAAACAAGGGAAAACCUUAAGUGCAAAGAAAUUGCACAAGAAAUUAAUGACAGAUGAGGAGAGGCUCAUAUAUAAGAAGAGUGAGUUUUGGGAUCCUUCUUUUUACUUUUUGCAAUCAUACCCUUUUUAGUAAAAUUCGCAGUUAAAGAUAUCUUUGCUUACCAUUUUUUUUUAAGAAAAUGAUAUCAACCACCAUGGCUGAUAUCAUGCGCCACAUUAAUAGUAAAACUCAUUCCAAAAAUCUUCGUUAUUUGAAUAGAUUGGUGGACAAGAUUUGGGUUUGGGACUUUUUGGAUUUCAGUAUAGGGGGUUUCACUUUAAUCAUACUAGGUGUCCUCUAUUCCUCCAAAGGGUUUGCCGAAGAGGAUAGUUAUUUAUUGGAAAGUUUUGUGUGCUAUUAAAGAGAUUAUGCAAUGAAAAGUGUUCGUUCCAGCCCAAGUUCUGUAGGAAUGAAGCCCCCUGGGAUAGGUGAGGCUUAGCACCAAUUUUUGUUUUGUUUUGUUUUUGUUUUUGUUUUUGUUUUUGUUUUUGGGUGCAUUUUCUCAUGAAAAAUACUCAUGUUUAGAAAUUAUUUGAGUGGGAUAUAUUACACACCAUGGAUUCAGUGUUUUGGGUGUUAAGGUUUGCUCUAUCCCCAAUUUGGGAAUUUAGCGGUUUUUUGUGUUUUUUUUUAUAUUUUUUCUUCAAAUUUGUUAUGGUAGUCAAUAUAUUAUUAAUGAUAGUACUCAUUGUGAUUAAAAUUUUUGUAUUAUUGUGGAUGUUGUAUCUAUUUGGAGAGGAAAUUUAUGUUUGUG